GCAUGUGAUUGAUUAGUCAGCACCCCUUUUCCAGGGACCCCUUCUUAUACAAAAGCCUCAACCCCCUCCACGUCCAAUCCCCACCACCAAAGACACCUCAAAUAGAGCCUACCCCACCAUGUGCGCCUCUCCCGCAGACCCCAUCUACCUCCCCCCGCUCUCUCCCUCCACCUCCGCACAAACAAAACACCACCUACUCGUCUUCCUCCCCGGCAACCCCGGUUACCCAGGAUACUACGCCCCCUUCCUCUCUGCCCUACGCACCGGUCUCCCCGCCUCCCCAUCAGGAGAAGACGCAAUCCACAUCCGCUGCCUCACCCUCCCCGGCUUCGCCCCACCCCCCACAGAUCCGCAACCCCAACCCAACUCCCCUCCACCCCCCAAACCUCCUUCCUCUCCCUCUCCGAGACCACCUCCGCCCUCCUCACCACCAUCCUCGGUCUACGCAUCCCCUCCGGUCCCUGCGCCGGCGAGCCUCACGACAGUCUAACCCUCCUCGGCCACUCCGUCGGCGCCUACCUCGCGCUCUCCGUGCUCUCCCAGCUCCCCGCCACCA
Molecule: messenger RNA, 556 nt
Organism: Pseudogymnoascus destructans
Lineage: Eukaryota; Fungi; Ascomycota; Leotiomycetes; Thelebolales; Thelebolaceae
Exons: 1
Coding region: 119-490 (123 amino acids)
Biological process (GO): lipid storage
Cellular component (GO): lipid droplet
Molecular function (GO): lipase activity
Source: RefSeq, a predicted model, not a curated record